AUGAGAAUUCCCGAGAAGCCCGCAACUUUUAACAGCCCCAACGCCGCAGAGCCGGAACCUCCCGCAUACAAUGACUUGCAACCGUCACGUACUGGGGAUGGGAAGCAGCAGCCACCUCCAGAAUACAGCCACAGCGAGUCUUCAAUAGCGCAGCCAUCAAAUCAUGUUUCACAACACCUACGGUCAUCGCGAUUCCCAACCCAAUUCAACGUCUACAUGCAUUUCAGCACGUUUUCUUUAGGUCCCCACGAAGACAAUAAACUCUUCACAGUCGUGCAAACUGGUUUGAGAAAACCCAUGAAGCUCAUUCAGGGCUCUGAGAAGAAAGCAUCUCCGCUUUCAACACUCAAGAUGAAAGGUAUGGGAAGUACCUCGAACUUGACUAUAUUCCCACACGAUGGUGGCGAGCUUAUCUAUCCGCUGGAAAUCACUAUCGAGAACCACUCCACAAGGCACUGCUUUUGCAUUGGCCUGCCCAACAAAGCCCCUCAAUACUUUGAAUGGCGCAGCUCCAAGAGCGAGGAGGUGCAGGCAUUGGGUGCGUACAAGCGCGGCUGGAAGCUCGUCUGGCUACGGAAAGACGGAAGGAAAGAUGAAAUUGUCGCCGCAAGUGCUCUGAACAACACAAUGAGCAUGAAGAAGGGGCUUAAGUUCGGCUUCUUUAAUGCUGGGCUUGAUGGGACACUCGGCGAUACUUUUCAAAUUGCCGCUGUUACGACGGCGAUGAGCGAUUUUGAAGUGUUUAUGAGUACAAAUGUUGCGAUUGCAGGGAGUGCGAGUGCGGCUGCGAGUUCAGCCUCGGUGGCUGCGGCCGCGACGUCUACUUAA
Molecule: messenger RNA, 828 nt
Organism: Didymosphaeria variabile
Lineage: Eukaryota; Fungi; Ascomycota; Dothideomycetes; Pleosporales; Didymosphaeriaceae
Exons: 1
Coding region: 1-828 (275 amino acids)
Source: RefSeq, a predicted model, not a curated record